AUGCAGUCCAUCAGAGACCUCAAACACAACCUGAGUCUCCCAUCUUCGGCUGCCAUGCCAGGGCCUCCUGACUCCUACCACCAGGGCAACAUCCGCAUGGUCCUGGAGGAGCCGGAACUGUGGAAGUCCUUCCACGAGAUCGGAACAGAGAUGAUCAUCACCAAACCCGGCAGGAGGAUGUUCCCACACUGUAAAAUCAGUUUAUCUGGACUCGUACCAUAUGCUAAGUACAUCUUAUUGGUGGACAUGGUUCCAGAGGAUGGCUUCAGGUAUAAGUGGAAUAAAGACAAAUGGGAGGUUGCGGGUAAAGCGGAGCCUCAGCCGCCGUGUCGGACGUACCUGCACCCCGACUCCCCCGCCCCGGGCAGCCACUGGAUGAAGCAGCCCGUGUCCUUCCUCAAGCUGAAACUGACCAAUAACACGCUAGACCAGCAUGGCCAUAUUAUCUUGCAUUCCAUGCACCGUUACCAUCCGCGGUUCCACAUCGUUCAGGCCGACGACCUGUACAGCGUGCGCUGGAGCGUCUUCCAGACGUUCACCUUCCCAGAGACGUCGUUCACCGCCGUCACCGCGUACCAAAACAGCAAGAUAACCAAGCUGAAGAUUGAUCACAAUCCUUUUGCUAAAGGCUUCAGAGAUGAAGGCUCAAACACCAAAAGACGUGCAAACAGAACUCUUGUGGAUCCAGAGAGGAUGGCGAAGAAGGCUAACUCGAUGCUAGAGCGCGGAAGCCCUCCAGACUUCCAGCAGUCCCCACACGGUGCGUUGGACAGAGAGGAGGUGCAGCGGAAGGAAGUCGAGGAGGUGAAGGGAGAGCGUUACUCCCCUUGGGGAGGAGAGUCAGAGAGAGAGAUCAACCACAGGCUACAGUCGCACUCCCCCCUGGGUCCAGACGCCAGGGACGCGUACGGCUCAGAGCAGCUGGUCCCAGGACAGAGUACCUACCAGCCGUACAGGUUUCAUGAAUACGGGAAGUCUCCACCCUCCUCCACCUCUUCCUCCAGCGUGGGCAGCGGUGCCAGCGUCUGCGGCAGGUCUGUGCGGGGCAGCUUUGAGUCCCGCGUGCCCGAUGUGGCCACCGUCCCCAUCCACGAGGCGUCCGGCAAGCUCCCUCCCCACGAAAUCGCCGCGACGCACCCCGCCCCGCAGGCCGGACACCAAGACUACACCGGGGUCAUCAACAUGUCCAUGGCCCAGUCCAAGACAGGUGUCCUGGGACACCACCCCCUCUACGCCACCUAUGGGGCGGAGCAGGCCUUGGGGCAGUGGGGCGGGCAGCACCCUGCUCAGUAUCCGCCGCCUCCACCUCCGCCGCACCACCUGCCCGCCGACUACGCCGCCCAGACCAUGCACCACGGCUAUCACCACGGUAACGUGAGCGACUGGAGCCAGUAUCCGCUCUUCUCUUACUCCUGCUGGUGA
Messenger RNA from Chanos chanos (milkfish), 1422 nucleotides. It is a transcript of the gene tbx16, whose product is annotated as T-box transcription factor 16. Gene Ontology annotation, biological process: regulation of transcription by RNA polymerase II; positive regulation of DNA-templated transcription; heart morphogenesis. Gene Ontology annotation, cellular component: chromatin; nucleus. NCBI's taxonomy places the organism in Eukaryota, Metazoa, Chordata, Actinopteri, Gonorynchiformes, Chanidae. Bases 1 to 1422 code for a protein of 473 amino acids. The transcript has 9 exons. Gene Ontology annotation, molecular function: RNA polymerase II cis-regulatory region sequence-specific DNA binding; DNA-binding transcription factor activity, RNA polymerase II-specific. The record is from RefSeq and is a predicted model, not a curated record.